CGGUCUCCCCGCCAUGAUGGACAUGAACAUGACGCGGCCGGACAACGCCACGCUGCUGAUGCUGCAGGACCCCACCAUCGCCGUGGUCCUGCCCGUGGUCUACUCGCUCGUGGCGCUGGUCAGCAUCCCGGGGAACCUGUUCUCGCUCUGGGUGCUGUGCCGACACAUCGGGCCCCAGUCGCCCUCCAUCAUCUUCAUGAUCAACCUGAGCGUGACGGACCUGAUGCUGGCGAGCGUGCUGCCCUUCCAGAUCUAUUACCACUGCAACGGCCACCACUGGGUGUUCGGUGAGCUGCUCUGCAAUGUGGUCACCGUGGCCUUCUACGCCAACAUGUACUCCUCCAUCCUCACCAUGACCUGCAUCAGCAUGGACCGCUUCCUGGGCGUUGUCUACCCACUGGCGUCCGCGCGCUGGCGGCGGCGACGCUACGCCGUGGCCGCCUGCGUGGCCAUGUGGCUGCUGCUGCUGGCGGCCCUGUCCCCGCUGGCUCGCACGGACCUCACGUACGAGGUGGAGGCCCUGGGCAUCGUCACCUGCUUUGACGUGCUCAAGUCGACCAUGCUGCCCAGCGUGGCCCUGUGGGCCGUCUUCCUCUUCACGCUCUUCAUCGUCCUCUUCCUCAUCCCCUUCGUGGUCACCGUGGCCUGCUACACGGCCACCAUCCUCAAGCUUCUGCGCACGCCCGACCCCCACGGCCGGGGCCAGCGGCGGCGGGCGGUCUGCCUGGCGGCCGUGGUCCUCCUGGCGUUCGUCACCUGCUUUGCGCCCAACAACUUCGUGCUGCUGGUCCACAUGGUGAGCAGGCUCUUCUUCGGCCAGAGUUACUACCACGUCUACAAGCUCACACUGUGCCUGAGCUGCCUCAACAACUGUCUGGACCCCUUCGUCUACUACUUCGCAUCCCGCGAGUUCCAGCUCCGCCUCCGGGACUACCUGGGCUACGGCCGGCUGCCGGCCGACAGCCUGGACGCCCGCCGGGAGAGCCUCUUCUCGGCCCGGACGCUGUCGGCCCGCUCCAUGGCCAGCGGCCACGCAGACGGGCUCGAGGGGGCCGGCCAGCCCUGCCUCAAGAGACAGGAGAGCCUGCUCUGA
Molecule: messenger RNA, 1093 nt
Organism: Ceratotherium simum simum (southern white rhinoceros)
Lineage: Eukaryota; Metazoa; Chordata; Mammalia; Perissodactyla; Rhinocerotidae
Gene: P2RY8
Product: P2Y receptor family member 8
Biological process (GO): positive regulation of Rho protein signal transduction; phospholipase C-activating G protein-coupled receptor signaling pathway
Cellular component (GO): plasma membrane
Molecular function (GO): G protein-coupled purinergic nucleotide receptor activity
Source: RefSeq, a predicted model, not a curated record